Entelurus aequoreus (snake pipefish) is the source of this 3468-nucleotide messenger RNA. Its product is annotated as AP-1 complex subunit sigma-1A. The transcript is spliced from 5 exons. The coding region runs from base 146 to 622 and encodes 158 amino acids. The record is from RefSeq and is a predicted model, not a curated record. Gene Ontology annotation, molecular function: clathrin-cargo adaptor activity. Gene Ontology annotation, cellular component: AP-1 adaptor complex; membrane coat; intracellular membrane-bounded organelle. NCBI's taxonomy places the organism in Eukaryota, Metazoa, Chordata, Actinopteri, Syngnathiformes, Syngnathidae. Gene Ontology annotation, biological process: vesicle-mediated transport; intracellular protein transport.
GUGACCUGCCCAGUGAAACAGGCGAUGGGCUCUACAGUCACAGUAGCUGACAUGGAGUGUCAACAUUAGCCGUUGUCCCGUGGCAGGUUUACGGGCACGUUUCGUGUGGAACGUCGCGCUAUUGCUCGGAGAAAUCACCUCUAAAAUGAUGCGCUUCAUGCUGCUGUUCAGUCGGCAGGGCAAGCUGCGGCUGCAGAAGUGGUACACGGCCACAGCAGAGCGUGACAAGAAGAAGAUGGUGAGGGAGCUAAUGCAAAUAGUGCUGGCACGCAAGCCCAAGAUGUGCAGCUUCCUUGAGUGGAGAGACCUCAAGAUUGUCUACAAGAGGUACGCCAGCUUGUAUUUCUGCUGCGCAGUGGAGGAACAGGACAACGAGCUGAUUACGCUGGAAGUCAUCCACCGCUUUGUCGAGCUCUUGGAUAAAUACUUUGGCAGCGUGUGUGAGCUUGACAUCAUAUUCAACUUUGAGAAGGCUUAUUUCAUCCUGGAUGAAUUCUUGAUGGGAGGAGAGAUUCAGGACACAUCCAAAAAGAGUGUCCUCAAAGCCAUUGAGCAAGCUGACAUACUGCAGGAGGAAGACGAGUCGCCCAGGAGCGUGCUGGAGGAGAUGGGAUUGGCAUAGUGACUCUGCCUCUUUGAGGUGGACCACAUAAGACUGAACACUCUUCUGUGGCUCUUACAAUGUGAUGAUGCAUUGAGACAGUUUGUGUGCGAGUGUGUGCGUGAGACAGAGAGAGAGGCACGUCUCUUGUUAGUGUUUUGAUUUUAAGCAUGAGAUGGAUGCAUACAUACGAGUAAGUAAGACAGGCUGGCAAAUGGGGGCAAAAAUGAUUAAAGAGAGCAUUUAAUUACUAUACAUUAUGAAUAACAAUCUUAAUAAUAGACCAAAAACAGUUCUGUUUUAAUGUGACAUUUUCUAACAUUGUGUACUUUGAUGCUGUUGUAAGUGUGCUGGCAGCUAGACGUUGUGUAACACUGCAUUGGACAAGGUUAUUGUUGGACUGUUAGGAUAGUAAAGAGAAACAUCAGUCACAGGACGCGGCCGCCCCGUCCUAGCUUUGGUCUUUUUAUUGGGUAUGUCCACUGCAAGAAAAAUCCACUCCUUAAUUCGAGAGUUUUUGCAAUGUUAGUUUUGUAUCAUUUCAUGGCUGCGCUACCUUCAGGCGAAAAAAGGUUUGCCACUUGAUUUGCAAGUGUGUGCUGCCAUGUCAACAACAGUACGGCGUGAGUCCUUGAGUAAAAUGGCUUUGUUUGUUUGUGAUGCAGCCCCUUAAGUAGAUUUAAAAUAGCAUUGAACAUCCUGUCGCCGGGGACAGUCAGCAUGAAAUACUUCUCCAUAACUUCCACUACAUUGGAACUUGUUAACCAAAUGACUCAGAGUCGUGUAUAAAAAAAAGAGUAUGGCCAUACAAACGAGAGGCGCCAUGACUUCUACCAGGGACUGUGCCUGAAUGCAUGCAAUUGCUGUCGUUUUGACGUUAGUUUUUCUGAUGAAAUACAUCAAAAUAAUACGUCUAUAUAUAGUCCUAAACAUACUCCAGCUCAUAAACUUCCAAUAAAACAUGCUUUUAUUUCGUGAAAGUAUAAUUUUGCGGUCGUAUUUGAUGAACUCAGCUGCUACAUUCCUGCAGUGUUUCGUGACCAGCAGGCACUCUAACACUCACCCAACAGAGCAAUAAACGUAAAAAAGUACACAGAACGACCAAAAAAUAACUUUCUACCUUCAUUUUGCCAAAAUCUUCAUUAGCUUUGGACCAACAAUCACAGAGAAAUACAUAUCACUCAUUACGUAUUAUUCUAACUGAUCAUUCUUUUUUAUAACAUGCUAAGUGAAAAGGUGUCUUUUUGAACUUAUUUUCAAAUUUUUCUACACAAUAACUCCGAUAUGGUAACACUAGCGAGCAGUAGAGAAUCUGGAGUGAUUUUUGGUCUAGAUUAGAACAUAUCUUGCUUUAUUUAAUAUUGACGUAUUUCUUGACAAUUUAUGUUGUAUAUUUUUAAUGAGAUUUUCAGUUCAUUUUCUCAUCUAUUAGUACACCCAAAAUGUAGUUUAUUUUACUCUUUCAAUGUCCGUUUAUUUGUAUUUUUGUUUGACUUUCUCUUCGGCUGUUACAGAAUAUCAUUAUUUUAGUUUUACUAAGAUUCAAAGAUAGUGUUUUCGUCAAACUUUCUCUUGAAUUUCCUUUAUUGUGUAACUGUGUGUUCUCUCCUGAACAAAACACAGACGUGACACAGUAGUUGAUGGCGAACCUUCCCUUUCCAUAUUUGUCUUUUGUCCGGGUUGUCGGGAAAGCGAUGUAAAAGCUUUGCACAAUUCUCGCGGGAGAAUUGUGCAAAGCACAACAGGGCAUUUUCACACGUCGAUAAACUAGCGAGGAAGUCCCACAAACACGAAGCAUCAGCUCAAAGUUAGUAGCAGUCAUGGCGCUCCAUAGUCACGUGAGUGCCUUUUGACCAAUCAUUGAGAUCGCCUGAAACCGAGUUGGCUAUAGUCUCUUUAUACACGACUCUGAUGUCCUAGUACUACCUAGUGUUUGUCUCAUGAAGAACACUAUUAAUGUUGUCUUAAAUUGAUGAAAUAUGCUGUUUGUGUUUGGUUUGACUCAUGAGUGACACUACGGACCAUAAAUGAGGACAUCAAACCUUGUUUUAAUGAUGGAUCUGACUUGAUGCAGUGCAAGUGUCUGGUGACAAGUGGAUUUAGAAAAAGGAACCAAAGACUUCACUGCCGACAAUACACACCUACUGCAUGACCUAGUGACCUCACGUGACUACAUUGUGUGACAGUAAAAGGAGGGCGAGCCGUACCGCCUUUUAAACACUCUUUUAGGGUUGAACUGACUCUGCAGCCAGUUUCGAAUGUAUUCUUGCUUUCCGUCGAGCCCGUACCUCAGCUGUUAGGUUUUUGUUCCUGAAGUCCAGGCAGGCUGGUUUUGUUACACUACAAAAUAACCUAAUGACAUUUUGAGGUCAGGUUGUUUUUUUUUGUUGGAGUCUACUCACUUAUGCAUUUGCUCUGCUUUACACACUUGUCUUACUUACUGCACUAUAUAAAUUGCUUUUUUGAGGGUGGCUAACCUGAAAGGUGGUGGUGCAUACUUCCCAUACGGUACUGUAAUAAUUUGUCUGGAGGGUUUUUGCUGCUUGUACACUCUUAAAGCCUCACAAACGGUCCUUUCUGGAUGCUUAAGUCCAGCUUCCAUCCUUAUGCAUGUGUUUGCAGCUUUGUGUGAGCCUGUUCUGACCCAAUGAAAGAACAAAGGCAAAUAUCACCUGAUCAUGCUUUUUGUAGCGUUAAGAACAUGUGCAUCAAGCUUUUUGGAGGCUUUUUAUUUAAAUUGUAUUUAACAGUCUUGCUUUAAUUGGACUUAAUUCUAGCUAAUCUUUUUUAAGAGUUGUCACGAGAGCCUGUCAAGUCUGUGAUGUUCCAGUCUAUAAGGUGUGUGGCAGCAGUUUUAUAAGGAUGAA